Tyto alba (common barn owl) is the source of this 1137-nucleotide messenger RNA. It is a transcript of the gene SVIP, whose product is annotated as small VCP interacting protein. Lineage: Eukaryota; Metazoa; Chordata; Aves; Strigiformes; Tytonidae. The transcript is spliced from 4 exons. The coding region runs from base 6 to 374 and encodes 122 amino acids. The record is from RefSeq and is a predicted model, not a curated record. Gene Ontology annotation, cellular component: endoplasmic reticulum membrane. Gene Ontology annotation, biological process: negative regulation of retrograde protein transport, ER to cytosol; negative regulation of VCP-NPL4-UFD1 AAA ATPase complex assembly; positive regulation of autophagy.
GCCCCAUGACGGGGCGGGCCCCGCCCGAGCGCGGCGCUUGGCGAGGGCCGCGGGCGGGGCCGGGGCCGCCGCCACCUCCCCCCCCGUCGCCUGCCCAGCGGUGGCCGGCCCUGCCGGCGGUGGGGCCCGCCAUGGGGCUGUGCCUGCCCUGCAUGGAGGGGGCCGUCAAGGACGUGGUGGAGACGCCCGACCCGGAAAUAAGAAGACAACAGCUAGCAGAAGCUGCUGAAAAGAGGCAGAUGGAGGCUUCCUCUCGAGGUAUUAAGAAUGCUCACUCUGUAGAGCAUAAGAAAAAGAAACAGGAAGAAAUAGAAAAAAGAAUUGCAGCUUCAGGUUCUGGAGGAGAAGGAGGACUGAGAUGGCAGGUUGGAUAAAGAAGCAUGACUUCUGAAGAGAAAAUGAUUGAUGUUUACUGCCAGUAACUUGCCAGUUUCUGCAGCUGAGUGGCACUUACUCAUCCUGUGGCUUUUGCUGUCUGCAUCUGAAGACUCAGCAGUACUUUGCCAUUGUGGGAGAGCAGAUGUGGAAACAUGCACUAAGAAGCUUCAAACUAACUCUGAACACUAAAGUUUUGGCCAAAGUUUUUGUUUGUUUGUUUUAUGUGCAUGUUUUAUUGCUUCCCUGUCAAGGGAGUGAAAUGAAUUUUCUCACAUGGAAGUGGUGUCCCUACCUGUAGUGGGUCUGUAGGUGUAUGCUGUUUGGUCAGUUGAUGUAUGUCUGUCUGCAUAUGACUGGCUUAGGCACAGCUCAGUUGCCUGUGUGUUGUUUCAGUUGCUUCUUUCAAGCUCUACAAUUAAACUUUUUCUCUAAUUCCUCAUGUAGAAAGUUGUUCAUAAAUAUAUAUAUUUGAAUAUGUGGGUGACAGCAUUUCUCUUCAGUUUCCUCAUGACUUUUGAGCUGCUUAGGGAUUUAGUGCCUUUUUCAAAAAAGAAACUGGGUUGUUACAAACGGAAGCAUUUUGUGACACUACUUAAAAAAAUAGAAACCUUUGUAAAGCCUGUAUACUUACAGCAAGAAAGCUGUUUUACUAUGGGUCUAAUAAUUGUUCUCCUAAUUUUCUGAUGUGGAUUUAUUUUGAGUCUGUUAAGUAUUUAAUAUUUAACUUCCAGUAUUCAUAAUAAAUUUAAAAUACUGUUA